AUCGUCAAAUAGAAAGAGGGGAGAGAGAGGGAGUAAAAGAAAAAAGAAAAAAAAAAAAUCAACUACGUAGCGAAACUUUAUAUUCUCCUGCUUCUCCUCGUCCGCCUCGUCUCGUUUCCUAUCUGUUUAUAAUAACUCCAAAAUUUUAUCUCGGGGUUUUCUUGUAGCUUAGAAUUCUAAAUUAUCGAGGGGGAGAGCAUCAAAAAGAGAGCUUUGUUUUUUGGCCUCAGCUCUGCUCAGAUCUCACCUACCCCACGGAGAACCCUAACCCUAGAAUCGGCCAGAAAAGAGAAGUUUCUUGUUUUUUUCUUUUCAUAUUCGCUACUUAUCUCUGUUGCAAUUUCGAGUUUUAGGGUUUUAAUCGGAGGGAGGGUGGAAGAUGGCAGGGCUCGAUGGGGAGGGUGGGGUUUCGGAAGACCCUGCUGGCCCGGAUAACGGGUUUGGACGAUUGGCCGGUGGUUUAUCAGAAAAUGCUCGGUUUGAUGCUUCACAAUAUGCAUUUUUUGGUAAUGAUGUUAUGGAGGAAGUUGAGUUGGGGGGAUUGGAAGAAGUUGAUGGUGGUGAUCCUGGCUUUAUUGGGCUCAAUGAUCAGGAUAAUCAAUUUUCUUAUCUUGGUGAUGGAGUAGAGGGUGAUGGUUUAGGAUCUUUAUCUGAUAUUGAUGACCUUGCAAGCACUUUCUCAAAGUUGAACAAAGUUGUUGGUGAACCAAGGGGCUCAGGAGCAAUUGGUGAUAGGGGAUCCUUUUCUAGAGAAAGUUCUUCUACUGCAGACUGGGCACAGGAGCAAGAUUUCUCAAAGUGCCUAGAUCAAAAUAUAUUGGACAAUGAAAGUGUCCAGGAUGGUAAACGGUGGUGGUCACAGCCACAUCCUUCUUCAGCUCGUGCUGGAGAAUCCGGACCUCUGUACAGAACCUCCUCAUAUCCUCAACAACCACCACAACAUAAUCCUAGUGAACCAAUUCUAAGAACUAAAUCAUCCUAUACUUCCUACCCUCCUGGUGGACCGUCACAAGCUUCUCCAAAUCACGCACGCCAAAUAAAUGUCUCAUCUCCUACUGCUGGACUCCAGAUGCCUUUCUCUGCACCAAAUCCCUCCCAUUUCUCCCAGCUUCAUUUGGCAGGAGUACCUCAUGGAUUGCAGUAUGGUGGAAAUAUGUCUCAGUUUGGUCCUCCAGGUCUCUCCAUUAGUAACAGACAACAGAAUUGGUUGAAGCAAGCUAAUUUCUUUUCGGGUGAACAUUCCAAUUUUUCACCUAACUUGAUGCAGCAGCAGUUGCCUCAAUCAAAUGGUCUAAUGCCGCCUCAACUAUUUCCACCACAGCACCAACAUAGAAUGCCCCAAAUUCAAUCAUCUCUAUCACAUAUCUCGCAGAUGCAGUCUCAGCUGUUCAGUCCACAUCCUCCUCCACUACAGAUGAUGAAUAAUUUUGAACCAAUGCUUGGGAUGGCUGAGUUAAGAGACCAGAGAUUGAAACCAAUGCAAAGGGGGAGACAGAUACUUCGAUUUGCUCAGCAUGGUUCUGAUACCAGCAGCCAGAAGAGUGACAAUGGAUGGCCACAGUUCCGAUCUAAGUACAUGACAGCUGAAGAGGUAGAAAACAUUUUGAGAAUGCAGCAUGCUGCAACCCAUGGCAGUGACCCCUAUGUAGAUGAUUACUACCACCAAGCUUGUCUUGCAAAGAAAUCUGCUGGGUCAAGGCUAAAGCACCAUUUCUGCCCAACUUCCAUUCGGGACCUGCCAUCCCGAGCACGUGCUAAAGACGAACCACAUGCUUAUCUUCAGGUGGAUGCUCUUGGGAGGCUUCCCUUUUCUUCUAUACGAAGGCCUCGACCUCUUCUUGAAGUUGACCUGCCCUCGGCAUCAGGUGAUAGCAUCCUUGAUCAGAAAUCUUCUGUGAAGCCUCUUGAAGAAGAGCCAAUGUUGGCAGCUAGAAUCACCAUUGAAGAUGGCUUUUGCCUUCUUCUUGAUGUAGAUGAUAUUGAUCGCUUGCUACAAUUCAGCCUGCUACAAGAUGGUGGCUCCCCGGUCAAAAGAAGACGGCACGCCCUCCUGGAAGGGCUCGCAGCAUCACUUCAGCUAGUUGAUCCACUUGGCCCUGGAAAAGCUGGCAAUUCAGUGGGUCUAGCCCCAAAAGAUGAUCUUGUGUUCCUCCGUCUUGUUUCUCUUCCCAAGGGCCGAAAACUUCUUUCACGCUAUCUUCAACUUCUAAUUCCUGGCAGCGAGCUGGCUCGGAUAGUCUGCAUGGCUAUCUUCCGCCACCUGAGGUUUUUAUUUGGUGCAUUGCCCUCAGAUUCUAGUGCAGCCGAAACUGCUAACAGUCUUGCAAAGACUGUUUCUUUAUGCAUUUGUGGCAUGGAUCUGAGCGCCCUCAGUGCUUGCCUUGCUGCUGUAGUUUGUUCAUCUGAACAGCCACCGCUUCGCCCUGUUGGAAGUUCUGCUGGUGAUGGUGCCUCCAUCAUAAUAAAAUCUGUUCUUGAGAGAGCAACAGAGCUGCUGACGGACCGCCAUGCUGCAACAAAUUACAGCAUGUCUAACCGGGCUCUGUGGCAAGCAUCAUUUGAUGCCUUCUUUGGUCUCCUCACGAAGUACUGUCAGAAUAAGUAUGACACUAUAACGCAAUCCUUGCUCAUGCAGGCACCAAAUCCUGCAAUUAUUGGACCAGAUGCAACUAGAGCUAUAAGCAGGGAGAUGCCGGUGGAGUUGUUACGUGCCAGUCUCCCUCACACUGAUGAGCAUCAGCGCAAGCUGUUACUUGCUUUUGCUCAGCGGUCCAUGCCUGUCACUGGGUAUAAUGCUAUGUCCUAAAUCCUGCCAAUGCUUCAUGCUGCUCCCUCCCAUAAAUCAAGGUAAUCUGGUAACAAGCGGAAAAGGAUUCUAGGCAAAAAACAGAAAAAAGGGCUUGGGAGGGUGUGGACAUUUAUGUAAGUCAGGUAACUGGCUUAAUGCUAGUAUUAUCGUUUUGUGGGUGUACUUUUGCUUUUCCUUUGUUGAAACUAUUGUCCCUGCCUCUUAUGUAUUGUGCUAGUUCUUUCAUGGGAGUUUGUGACUGGAAGUUUCUUCUGGGGAGCUUUAUUUUAGUGCUCUAAAUUGAAACUCCAGACAAAUCUAGGGAUAGGAACUGUACAGCUUCUGCUACUUGAAGCCUUUGUCUUUCAUUCUUCAAGGAUCUAGCAGAUGCGGCAAGGUGGAAGUUUUAGUAUCCAUUUUGGCUGGUGAAGAGAAUCUGUCAGCAUCUGUGGACCUCUGAAUUGUAAUCACAACUUGUUUCUUCUUUUCAUUUAGUGUAAACUUGGAGGAUUUCAAAUACUUCUUGGAUUCAAUCCUUAAUUACUGUGUACGUGGCAGCAGGCGUAAUGAUCAUCUGUAUGUCGACUUCCAGCACAUAUGUCAAGUAUAAAGUUUCUCAAUUUUAAUCUCAAUAGUAUUGAAUAUUGCUA
Molecule: messenger RNA, 3438 nt
Organism: Phoenix dactylifera (date palm)
Lineage: Eukaryota; Viridiplantae; Streptophyta; Magnoliopsida; Arecales; Arecaceae
Product: protein PAT1 homolog 1-like
Biological process (GO): deadenylation-dependent decapping of nuclear-transcribed mRNA; P-body assembly
Cellular component (GO): P-body
Molecular function (GO): RNA binding
Source: RefSeq, a predicted model, not a curated record